AUGAGAUGCCCACAGCCUUUCGUCGCUCUGGUAUCAUUUUGUUUGCUUUCCUCGAAUGCCGUCUUCGCCGAUGAUACCACCACCGUCCCGAUCUACCUGCCGCAUUAUGACGCGAAUAGCUGGUCGCAGCUGCGGGGGAGCGUAAUUUCAAGUAAUGCUAAGGAAACAACGUACACCAUUUUCUGCGCGCCACAAACACCGCCCAAUUGCGACCUCGCCGUCGAGUUCCCCUUCAUCUUCGCCGAGGGCGAGAACACGCUCCAGUUCCACGGCACCAAGACAUCAACUCUUAUCGCCGACCUGGGCUGCACAUUGAGCGGAACGACAGCUGCAACAUGUUCAGGGUACUCGAGUCUGAAAAGCGGAUACGUCAACGGCAAAUUAACGGGACCGACCGAAGUAUCGUGGACUUCAACCAUAACCGGCUCCGAGGUGGAAUGGGGCAUUUUGACCUUGGCUGAGGAGCCUGCGGCUACAGCAACCCCAGUGACGACCACGACCGCCGACGAUUCGAACUUCGAUGACUUCUUAUACACGGACAGCCUCUCCCCCUCGUUACCAGCCGAAACCAAUCCAAGCGCUGCCCCUCAUUUUGACAUCGGCUGGGCUCUCAUAGCCUCAUUAUGCAGCAUGGCCGUUGCCGCUUUGGUGGUGUAA
Molecule: messenger RNA, 657 nt
Organism: Colletotrichum orchidophilum
Lineage: Eukaryota; Fungi; Ascomycota; Sordariomycetes; Glomerellales; Glomerellaceae
Exons: 3
Coding region: 1-657 (218 amino acids)
Source: RefSeq, a predicted model, not a curated record